AUGGGCUCCGUUUCUAACCAGGAAUUCCCAGGUUGAGUAGCAACAUCAUUUGCAAUUUAUUUGACUUUCUCACAGGUUUGGUAAUAAAGUUACUUUUUGGAGGACUUUGCAUGGCUGUACCCUGCUGCUGGAUCAUGUAAUGCAUUGUCUAAACACGUGAUUUAUCAGCUUGAUGAGUUAAUCGCUUUUCUAAAAUUUGAUAUCAAACUUUUACCAAAACCACGUUUUUGCGCUUUGAUGGGUAUUCUGAGCUUUCUUUCACUUAUUUAGCGACGUUUUCUAUCAAAAUACGGCAAAAAUGCUCUUAGGUUGCCACGGGAGUAGUAUUGAUUCAUAUUGAUUGAUGAUGAAACAACGCGAGAAAGCAAAGAGAGAAGUUUGUAGUCUACACCGGGCUUAAACAUCACCAAAAGUGAACCAAAUUUCUCUGACAUGUGCGUUUUUAUUCUCUUUAGGAGUUUGCAAGACCGAGGAGGAUGAGGGACCGAGCACCGAGGAGGACUCGCAGUCUUUCCACGGGGUUGGCGUGUGUAAAUGGUUCAACGUCCGCAUGGGCUUCGGGUUCCUGUCCAUGACCAGCCGGGAGGGAGUGCCACUGGACGAACCGGUUGAUGUUUUUGUCCAUCAGGUAAGACAAGCGUUUAUUACAAACCGUGAAACUGUCGAGGAGGAGAUUGUGGGAAAAAAAACCUAAAAUCAAGUGAAAUUUCUCACCAGCAGGAAUGAAGUCAGACCACCUGUUUCCAAUACAGCUUGAUUAAUUCAGGACUUUUUCCCCCCCUAAACCAACCAAAGGCAGAUAUGAGAAAAGACGUUUUAAGUUAAUAUAUAAAACACACUUUUCUCUUACACUGCAUUGUCAUUGUUUAUGACUAUUUGAACUGUUUGUCAUGGUAUAAUAAGUUAAUGUGACUGUGUUGGCUGCAGUGUGGUGGGUGUUUCUCCUUCAGGGAAACACGUGUUGCAGCCAGAGGCGUCUCGCGCAGUGGGCCUCCCUCGUGGUUUUCUCGGGGGCACUGAUAUAUGAUGGAGAAUUGAAGUAGCAAUUCAACAAGCUGGCAUCAGUAUGCUUUUGAAUGAGUAUAGAUCAUUGUGUGUGUUGUGUGAGCUGCAUAAGAAGUAAGAAGGUAUGAUUGAUCCUGCACCAGGAACUACUUAAGAGUCCAUAUUUUUGUUUGUGAGCUGGAUAUGAUGAGUGGAAAAGCACUUUGCAAUUUGUCAUUGAAUUUGUUGGCUAAAAUGAUAGAGCUCAAAUGAUUAAGAUGGUUUAGGGUCACAGACUAACCUUACUGAUACUGAAUUGUUCACCUUUCGUCGUUUUUUCUUUUUCCACUUGGCUUUGUAUGAAUUAAUCAUCUGGCAUAAAGACUAAGACUGUCUUGAGUACUAGUGUUGGAUAAAUAUACACGAAUGAUCAAACAAGUUUCCCAUGUUGUAUUGUUAAUUUCUCUCAGCAGGAGGAGAUAAAAGAAAACCUGACUUCAUUCAGGUUUCACUCAAAACCUCCAUUCACCUCUUCAUACACAACUAGCGGUGAGGUGGGGAGGCGGGGGUUUGCAUUUCCCUCCCGCUUCUCGUGUGAGUGAGCGCCUCCACUGCUGUCUGAUAAGAUAAAGGCUUAGCAUGUGAAUGAGAGGAGUCCCCACUAGCUGCUCAUUCACCUCAAGGUUCCUGUCAUAAAGUGAUUAAAGGCUCUAUGCUGUCUGCUCUACCCCCUCUGUGUGCAUGUGUGUGUGGUUUUAAAGAGGACCUCUCAGGGAGAUUUCCCCUGUUACAACACACUCCAUCUCGUUUUAAUUGCAUUUCCUUUUUCAAAAUGUAUGAAAAUGCAUACAAGACGUCCUUUUAUCAGAAUUAUAGUUUGGGAAACUCUGAAACUUGGUUUAAGACAGAUAACUCUCUCUCUUGGUUCUGCUUUUCAACUGUCUGUCUUCUUGUUAUGACCAUCCUGCAACUGAAACAUUGUUCGAUUCUACACUGCAAGCUGUACCCUAAUUAAUCAUAUUGUGAACAGAAAACUAGUCAGCGAGGGAUAGAAACCUCCACUCUGAUGUUAAGGUCGCUGCAAAAGUUCAUAAAAAAUCGAAGGAGUUUGCGGUCACAUAAAUUGUUACACCAGAACAAAUCUUAGAGAGAUCAAACCUAGUGAUCAUGAACUUUGUGUUCUUGAGCCAUACAGAGAAUUGUGCCAGAAAAUCAGUCUGACAAAUCUUUUCAUUCGAUCUACAAGAGAUGUGUAACUAAUGACUUACUUCCCUCUCUGUCACAAGGAAAGUUAGACACACGCGUGUCAAUGAUGGAUGUAAGAAGGUUAUGGCAACGUAAGAGGCCUCAGCCCUAAAAUUAGUGGCCGCGUGUCAAGGAAAAUUAACUCUCAGGGUCUACUGGCCUUUGUGCAGGUGGACAAUAGAGCCAUGCAUCCGAAUGAAGCAGCCCUCGGCCGUGACCGAGCCCCUCUUUGUCUCAGCAGCAGUCCUGCUUUUGUCCCUCGCUGCUAUGAUGUCUUUCUCUGCCUCUCACAGCUUCCAGACACAUUCUGGAGAAAAUUUACAGUCGAAUCUGAUAAUAACUUACAGUUCAGCGUGACUUUAGCCUGAUCUGUAUACCUGUGUGGAUGUGUGGAAUCUAGUGAAGGGUAUGCGACCAAUGAAGGUCCGUUAUAGGGGUGGGGGUUGGGGGGUCACACAUGAGAGAGGAAAUGGGUUAACGGUCACCAGGCCAAAGAGACGCUUGAUGGGUUACUGCUCUGUUAACUAUGUUGCUACACAGUCAUGUUUUGUAUAUGUUCAGGAUCUCCCAGCAGAUGCUCCGCUGUGGUACUGCCAGAAAACCGGACUAUUGAUGUGACUGAAUACUGCGAGAUUAGAUGAGAUGGUGCCUUUGUGAUUGCUCAUUUGCAGCUGAUUGUAGCAGUGAACUGAUAACCCAACUGAAACAAAAUUUUGAGGGAUGAAUGAUAUGAUAUGACUUUAUUUAAAAAAGGGCUUAAUGUGAGACUAAAUAAAGCUGCUUCAUUUGGGAUCCUUCUUCCUAUAUCUUGUAGUUGUGACAGGUUGAUAUCUCAGUUCCCCCAAGAAUUUAUAAAGAGGGAUUUCCGGGGUUGAGUUUUUCCUCUACCUCCAGGCCACACCUGCCCUUCCUUCAUCCCUAUUUUUGCAUGUCAGGGAGAGAGAAGGUUAUCCAGAACCAUUAUGGGGUCACUCCAUGUAAACAGCGACAGAAUAUAUAGCUAUACACAAACGUAAUUAUAUUGUUCUAUUAUUGUCACUCCUUUGUUGAUAAAUGGAGCCAACACGCCUCUCCGAUUGUUCUGUUCCUCACACAUAACAAAUUGAAUCACCAUGUUUCUUUCACAAAAAAGAUGUCAUAUACUCCAGCACUGUUAUCAAAGGGAGAAAUCAAUCAUUGGUGCUUUCCCUCAACUUUUAUCUCCCACUUCUUUCUGCCAAACAACUAUCCAAGGAAUGUCCCCCUGACCCCCGACCUUCCAGAGAAGCACCGCUGCCUUCUCACCCCACCCCCAACCAAAGCACUAACCCCUGCAUCCUGCAGUUUAGGGUUAGUGCUGGUGGUCAGUGUGUUAGUGGAGCUUUGUGAUGUGGGUGGGAAGAGGGAUGGGGCGGGGGCAGCAGUGUGGAAUGCUGUUCCUCCGGAGGGGGGGAUGGGUUGAAGGUUAUCCUCAUCAGAUUUACCACUCAAACACAGCAAAAAGGCAGGACUGAAUUAAGGCAAAGGUGCCUUUAGGGAAGAGUAGCAUGUGUGCAAACUGAUUGGUAGAGUGGAAACAGUAGGCUUUGUGGGGAUUGUUAGUUUCUCAGGUGAAAGACUAUGAUCACCUUAAAAUACCAGAUAGCUGAUAAGUGCACUCUGGCUCCGUUUGUGAGACUGGUUGGUGGUUUUUCUCUGGGGUCAAGUAUACUUGGGUUUGACUCAGUAUAAGUGGUUCUGGAACUGGUUGUGUAAUGAGGCAGGUUUUAAAAGAAACCACUACCAUUGAAUCCCAUCACUGCCUGCUGUUUGAUUAUUCCCGAUGAGUGUUUUAAAGCAAACCAGGUUUGUUGGGUAACCCACCACCUAUAACAGCUAUUCUCAUACUGCAACCUCUCUCUCCGCUACCUUUCAGAGCAAGUUGCACAUGGAGGGCUUUCGCAGCCUGAAGGAAGGCGAGGCAGUCGAGUUUACCUUCAAGAAGUCCUCAAAGGGACUUGAGUCCCAGCAAGUGACCGGACCAGGUGGCAUCCACUGUGUUGGAAGUGAGCGGAGACCCAAGGGCAAGAAGGUCCAGAAGCGACGAUCAAAGGGGGAUAGGUAAGCAGGGACGACCUGGGAAGAAACAGAGGGAUGUUAAAAAAUGUUGGUUCCCCUGUGAAGAGGGUGUUUCUCAGCUCUUGUACUUUCAUUUUCAGUACUCAGGCUUCCACUGUGUCGCUUCAAAUUUGAUGAGACACUAUAACGGCUUGAUAAAUGCAAAGUGUGAGAAUAAUACAGAUAAGCUUUGUUUGUGCAUUUAUACAUUACAGACCUUAAGGGGCUGAAUUUCUCAGCAGUCCACAAACAGUCAUUGUUCUGUUCAGUUUGGAUCACAUCUACAAGGGUGGUUUAGUUUCUCCCCAUUUUCCUUCCUCUUCCUCAACCCCAACCCCCACCUCCAGAACCCAGCAAGGGUCACACCAGCAGGCUUGACGUGUGACCUGGAUCAAUAACUGUUUAAAUCUGCUGGCCCCUGGUGAAUUUAUGCACACGGAGUCUUCCUCUCUUCCUAAACCUCUUCAACAAAUGAGAUGGUUACUCCAAAAAGCACAGUCAUAACAUAACAAAGAAAAGCACAGAUUGAAUAACAAGUGCUGCUCUAGUGAUUGCUCAUUAUUCUGGUGUAAACUCUACGACAAAACUUGAGGAAAAGUACUGGAGACUACAAAUGUAGAAGUAGUCUUAAUGACAUUAUUUGGGUUUGAUUAAAAUAUACAAAACAGGACGUCUAACUAUGAGUACAGAUUCUACAAAGGUGGAGGGGGGCCUAAAACUUUGCCAGUCUGCAAAUGUAUUUUUGAAAGAAAUACCAAGUUCUCAGAGUUUCAAGGGUCCCAUACAAAGGCAACAAUGGUCCUCUAAGUAAAAGAAAGGAGAGCCUAAGGGGGGCUUGAUUUUGGCCUUAUACUCUGAAUAUGAGGAAAGAGUUCGAAGUAUAUCAACCUCACCCUCCUGUCACUUGUGAUUAGAGCCAGAGAGUAGUCCGUGUGAGAACAGAGAUCAUUACCGCCUCAAAGAGUCCUGGGAGGCCCACUGUGGUUCAAUAACUCUCUGUAAACCACACUGAUCCAUUGAUAAGGUAUCGUUCCCCUCUAGCUUUCCUCUAGCGUAUUUCAUUAAGUGGUGCUGGAUAGCGUUGCAUUAGUUCAUGUAAGAUUGAUUGAUCAUAUUUAUAACCAAUCGUCAGGCACAGUUAGGACAGCAGCUCAUGGUUUUAGGCUUAUGUUUCACCACCAGCUGUUUUAAGGUUUACCUUUUAUAGACCACCUUUGUAAGUAUGUGUGUGUGUACAUAUGAGUUGAAGGUAGAGGAAAAGCUCCUGUCCAUUUAAUUGAUAACAGAUGUAGGAGCUCGAGCAAGGGGGUGAAAGGUCACUGUUGUCAUGGCAACAAUGCAUGAGUAAAUGCAAGUGGGUUGGGGGCUGAGAUGAGAUUGGGGGUCGAGGGGGAGGGUAAGGUGGGUCAAGGGGGCAGGGUUCAGAGGUCAUUACUGCAGCUUUUUUAGACAAAGGAACCACUUCCCUUUCCCUCCUUUUACGUCCUGAUGGAUGCUGAUGUAGGGAGGUGCUGCGAUGUGGCGGUAUAGACCUUGACACCACCCCAACGGCCACAGCUACAAAGCCGCCCUGACCUACAGGCAGCCGCACCAAACCAAACCUCAUCUGCCGCCUGAAUAGUAGCAGGGGGUCUGCGGCAGUAUAGGCCUAGCGUCGACCGCCCACCACCCAUCUGUCUUCCGCCCCUGCACGCGUGGCCAUUCUAUAGAGUGUGUCCAACAGAGGUGGAUGAAGGCACCCCUGAUGGCUCCUGCUUGACCCUGGCAUGGUGUUCAUUUCUAAAGUUCAAUGCCGAAGAAAUGGAUGUCUUACUUUAAUACAAUAGAGCGCAGUGAGCCCAACAGGAAGCCUUUGGCAGUGACAAACUGACAAAUGGGGCAAGCUGUUCCAGAUACUUCAGGAUAAUAUGUGCCAUAGUGGUCAAAACGUGUCCAAUGGACUGUGUGCAUGACGCUCAUUUCUUGCAAUUAUGUUCACACAGAGAUAAAUCUGUUCAGGGAUCUUUUUUUUUUUUUCAUUUUGUAAGGAGAUUUCAGAUGUCAUGGUUGUGAAUUUAGGCAUAGAGAUGUUUAAACGUGGUGUGUCAAGAAGCUAUGUGGUGUGACCUGGAAUGCCCUUGAAAAUUGAUGACCAAAGGUAAACUCAAGGUACUCCUGUAAAAUUGUUGCCAUCUAGUGGUCAAAAGGUGGAAAAGCUUUGGUUUCUGGUAUGACCUUUGGCUGUUCAUGAAAGGUACAGAAUGACGGGCAGAGAUGAUUGUGUUUUUUCAGCAUUAUCACCUGAAUUAGACAAUUUUCUCUAAAUGCCAGGUUAACAAGUUAGAGGCAAAUCAAGCUUUCAAAUUUUCUACCAUCAGGGUUUUUCAAGACAUUUGCAAGAUCUUUGUUUCUUUCUACCAGGGCAAAAGAGGACCUCGGUUUUUGAAAAUUUUUUAAUAUCAUAUAUAAAAUUAAAACUCCACAUUUUUGAGUAUUCCUUGAAGGAAUCUGAAUCUGACUGAAUAGGAUACCAACAUUAUUGACAAUCAUCUAACUAUUUGUAGUCCCGCUCUCUCAAAACUAUAAGAGACUAAAAGAAGGUGUCCUGAAAAAAGUGUCCUGUUUUCACAUGCUUGGCUAUAUACAGUAGUCAAAAUAAAGUACCAAUUAGCCAGUGAACAAAACAAAAACAGCUCGCAAAGAUUGAUUGUAAUCUUCUCUUUUAGAUGUUACAACUGUGGAGGCCUGGACCACCAUGCCAAAGAGUGCAAGCUACCACCUCAGCCCAAGAAGUGCCAUUUCUGCCAGAGUAUAGAUCACAUGGUUGCCAACUGUCCACUUAAAGCACAACAGUCCUCAUCGGGUUCUCAGGGAAAACCAUCCCCCUCAAAAGAAGAAGAGGAGGAGCACAGCCCCAUGCCAUCGGCCCCUGAAACCUCCGAUUAA
Messenger RNA from Xyrichtys novacula (pearly razorfish), 7230 nucleotides. The record is from the annotation of a GenBank genome assembly. NCBI's taxonomy places the organism in Eukaryota, Metazoa, Chordata, Actinopteri, Labriformes, Labridae.